Molecule: messenger RNA, 2077 nt
Organism: Zingiber officinale
Lineage: Eukaryota; Viridiplantae; Streptophyta; Magnoliopsida; Zingiberales; Zingiberaceae
Product: heterogeneous nuclear ribonucleoprotein 1-like
Exons: 2
Coding region: 131-1519 (462 amino acids)
Molecular function (GO): RNA binding
Source: RefSeq, a predicted model, not a curated record
GCCAGUGUAUGCCCUAAUUUGGACCCGACGAUUAACCCUGGAAUUAGCGCCUGAAAGACCUCCUCUCCCCCUUCCCUAAUCUUCCCACAGCCGGCGGCGGCGGCGGCGUCUCUCUCUCUACGCGAAGGCGAUGGAUUCUGACGACGGGAAGCUCUUCAUUGGGGGUCUCUCGUGGGAUACCACGGAGGAAAGGCUCAGGGAGCACUUCAGCGACCAUGGCGAGGUCCUUGAUGCCGUCAUCAUGAGGGACAAGGCCACCGGCCGCCCCAGAGGUUUUGGGUUCGUCGUCUUUGCCGACCCCUCUAUACUCGAGCGUGUCCUCCAGGACAAGCACGUCAUUGAUGGCCGCACCGUGGAAGCCAAACGGGCGCUUUCGAGGGAAGAACAACAAACAUCUGCAAGAUCUGGAAAUCUGAAUUCUGGAAAUCUUAAUGCUGGUAGGUCAGCUGGAGCAAGUUCUGGCGCAAACAUAAGAACCAAGAAGAUAUUUGUUGGAGGCUUGCCUCCUACUCUAACAGAGGAUGGGUUUCGUCAAUACUUUGAGUCCUUCGGAACAGUGACGGAUGCAGUUGUGAUGUAUGAUCAAAACACUCAUCGACCUCGAGGCUUUGGGUUCAUCUCCUUCGAAUCAGAGGAUACUGUAGAUAAUGUUCUUCAGAAGACGUUUCAUGAUCUGAAUGGAAAGGCUGUCGAAGUUAAGCGUGCUCUUCCAAAAGAUGCAAAUUCAAAUACUGGCAGUGGCCGAUCCAUGGGAAGUGGAUCUCAUCAAUCUUAUGGUGGUUCUAGUGGUAAUGCUAGCUUGUAUGAUAGCAGGACUGAUUCUAAUAGGUACAUUCAACCUCAAGGAGCUGGUGGUGGGCUUCCACCAUAUGGUUCCUCUGGCUAUGGUGCGCCUAGUUAUGGAUAUGGAGCAGCAAAUAAUGGCGUUGGAUAUGCAGGCUAUGGUGUUGGGGGUUAUGGGACUGGUGCUACUGGGUAUACUGGACCUGCUGGUACCUAUGGAAAUCCUAAUGCUCCUAUGUCUGGUUAUGUAGGAGGCUCUCCAGGAGCUCAAAGAAAUCUCUGGAAUAAUCAGGUUCCUGGUUAUGGCUCUGCAGGAUAUGGUGGAACUGCAUCUUAUGGUCCAGCUCCUUCAUGGAAUGCUUCAACACCCAGUGGAGGAUCUGGUACAACACCGACAGGUCAAAGUGGUACUUCUGGGUACAUGGGCCAAGGUUAUGGGUAUGGUGGAUAUGGAGGGCCGGAAGGACCUUAUGGCAAUCAAGGUGGCUACGGCUCCUAUGGCACUCGUGGUAAUGGUGGUCCUAUUACUAAUUUUGCAGGCAAUGCAGGAGAACAAGGAGGUUCUGCUUACUCUGGUGGAGGUUAUACUAAUGCAAGCUCAGGUUAUCUCAAUUCUUGGAAGUCAGAACCUUCACAGGCUGGGUCAUACGGAUCUCCUCAGGUGAAUGGUCCUCCUGGUGGUCAAGCUAGUUAUGGAGGUGGUUAUGGUGGUCCUCAAGGCAGGCAAGUCCAGUAGCAGUGAAGGCAGGACCUUGGUUGGAAGCUCACCCUCUAGUGCUUAUCAGGAUAUAUCAUAUCUGGCAUUUAUGGAGAGCUAAAUUUAUCCUGGGUUGGACUGCUUGAUCUCAGUAGUUUAAAUGCUAUUCUCACUUGAUAUCAUCUCAGUAGUUAUCAUCUGAGUAGUUUAUCUAUCAUUCUCGUCUUCAUAGUAUAAAUCAGUAUUCUGAGGAGUAGUAGAUACCUGAUAGUAUCAUACUUAAAGCUUCUCCCUCUUUAAGUUUGGUGUGUUUCUGCAGCUAUACUUCAGGAAACUUUAAUUUGCUCUCUGCACCUUUAGUAAUAAUCAAUAGUCUAUGGACUUCUGUUUGGAUGUAGUUUAACUUUAGUAUGUAUUGUAUGACUAGUUUUACUUGAACUCUUGUAUUGUGGUUCUUUGAUGUGGGCAUUCUGGUGAAAAUUAGAUGCAAAUAUGUGAUAUUUGCUUUGCAUCCAGAUAAAGAUGUAGUGAUGUUACUUUAUCGAUGCAGCAUCUGUAGCUUUGGUGUAUGAUGUAGAGUAGAAGAUUAAUCGUUUA